Molecule: messenger RNA, 969 nt
Organism: Salarias fasciatus (jewelled blenny)
Lineage: Eukaryota; Metazoa; Chordata; Actinopteri; Blenniiformes; Blenniidae
Product: olfactory receptor 1M1-like
Exons: 1
Coding region: 1-969 (322 amino acids)
Biological process (GO): G protein-coupled receptor signaling pathway; detection of chemical stimulus involved in sensory perception of smell
Cellular component (GO): membrane
Molecular function (GO): olfactory receptor activity; odorant binding; G protein-coupled receptor activity
Source: RefSeq, a predicted model, not a curated record
AUGUCUUUUCUCCGGAGUGUUUUGAACAGCUCAGGGGUCAUUCAUCCUCCGGGCUUCUACAUCAUCGGUUUUGAGACUUUCUCCAACGUCCGUUUCUAUUUCGUCUUCCUGGCGUUUGUUUACGUGAUGACGGUGUUGUUUAACAGCAUGGUCAUUUACAUCAUUGCUAAUAAUCAUCGUUUGCACACUCCAAAGUUUCUGGCUGUUCUCAACCUUGCGGUGAUUGAUGUGAUUCUGAACACGUGCACGAUUCCCAGCAUGAUUAAGGUGUUCCUCCUGAAGGACAACUUCAUCCCCUUCAACCUGUGCUUGGUCCAAAUGUUUGUCUACUACACGUUUGGAACUCUGGAGUCUUACGCUCUUGCCAUCCUCGCCUAUGACAGAUUGCUUGCAAUAUGUUUCCCUUUGCGCCACAACUCCAUCAACACACUGCGCAGCAUGUGCUGCAUCGUCAGCCUGUCCUGGUCGUUUGCGUUGGGGGUCAUCGCAUAUGCGGUGGCUCUGAUGACCCGGCUGUCUUUCUGCAGUUCUCUGGAAGUGCUCAGCUACUUCUGCGACUACGCGCCGGUGUUUCGGCUGGCCUGUAACGACUACUCCAUGCAGUGGUGGGUGGCCUCCAUGCUGACGUUCAUGCUCCUCGUGGGCCCGUUCACCUUCAUCUUCCUGUCUUACGUCAGCAUCCUGGUGACGGUCUUCAAGAUGAAGUCCCUGCAGAGCCGAGUGAAGGCCUUGUCCACGUGUGUUGAGCAUCUCAUCCUCGUAGCGAUAUUUUACAUUCCUCUCAUUGUCAUUUUCACCAUUGGCUUUUACAUGAGGCUCAUUGACCCAGACCAGCGGGUCCUCAGCUUGUCUCUGGCCUCCUGCAUCCCGCCGUGCAUAAAUCCCAUCGUUUACUCUCUGAAAACCAAAGAAAUCAAAAUCAGAGUGCUGGCACUGAUGGGAAAAAACUGUGUCGGCGCAGACCAGUGA